AUGCCCUCGUCGCCCGCCUCUCGCUCGCCGCUGCCCGCCGCGUCCAAGUCGGACAACGACCUCAAGCGCUAUCUCGAGACCACAAACUCAUCUUCUACCCGAGACAGCUAUCCGACCCAAGACCCACAUUCCUUCGUCCCACAGCUACUCCCAUCCGACUCUCACUCGAGCUUCCCCGACGUCGCUGCCGUUCGCGAAACUCACCACCCGGGCUCGUCAAUGUACUCGGCGUCGUACACUCUGGCUCCCACAGCAACGGCAAACGCUGGGGCGUCCAGCAGCAUUUUCGACCACAACGCUGGCCAUGCGGCUCCUACACAACAUUCUCCACAUAUAAACAUACAAGCAGCCGCGGCAACGCCACGGACGGUGCAGUCGAACUGGCCAGUAAGCCAAGGGAUUGAAACUACGAUGAGGACUCCCCCAAUGGCAGGCUCCGCCAUUCGCAAUUCAAGUUUAUAUACGGAUCAUACAACGACUGCCUCCAGCCACACCUAUGGCGUACCUCACAAUUCCCCGACCAACCUUACGUAUCCCAUCGACUUGAAUCCAAUCAGUUCGAGUCACUACUCCGCACAGGCUAUGUACGGACAAGGAUUAAACCAAACUUCGCCUAUGUAUCCUCAGUCGUCGCAGUACAAGACGACAGUGACAGGCGAUGGGCGCCAUUCAUCGAUACCUUUCCCAUCUGGAGAUCAUCUGCCGUUCCAUAGUGUUGAUCAUUAUGGUUACAAUUCUCCACCUCGUCAGAGUACUUUGGCGCAUCAAAACGGGAAAGGAUCACCAAUGCAUAUCUCUCGUGCGGUAGAAGACGACUCCGUAGGAACAUACGGUGGACCGCCCUCUUCGUCUAUGUCACAAGAACCAUCGACACCAGCCUCUGCAUUCAGCGUCGGCUCUAUAUCACCCCUCGGAACCCUUGCUACAUUCGCUGAAGCAAACCCAUCAGACUCUUCGUUCUCAGCUGAUCUCAGCAACAGUAAAGAUUCUCCGAUGCUAACUGACCCCCCUACAAUGUAUAUGGACGGAUAUGCCCUGGGAGCCGCAUACAUGCAUGAUGUAGAUGGAUAUGUGGGCAACUUCGGCUUCAUCCCGUCUCCAGCUCCUGCAUUACCUUACCACCUUGCAUACGACUAUCUUCAAGACGCGGACAACGAUCGAGGCGUGUCAACCAGUGGCCAAAAUGAUGUGCCCAAUUCCGUCCCGACGUCAGCGUUGCUUCUCCAUCCGAACACCUAUGUUGAGCCGACUGAAGACCAUAGUCAUACCCAAUCAACUGCGCGGGGGCGUGGGCGAGGCAGAGCACGGUCAACGGCGGUCACAGGUCGGGGCAAGAUGACUCAAGCAGGGAGAGGAUCGCCUCGAGGCCAUUUAACAUUAGACACGGCUUCUAUCAACGCAAAUGACCGUGGCCCUGAUGUGGGUAGCCCGGGUAGCAGGAAGCGGUCCGUCGAUGGCAUGGAUGACGACGAAUUGUCGAAUCUCCCUCACGACGGCUCAAAGGGUGGAAGUAACACCGAGGGUUCGGAUGACAGAGAGGCGAAGAGGGCAAGGACGCAGAGCGACAGUAUGGUAACCUCUUCCCCGCUAGCUUCAUCUACCCGUCGCCACAGGGCAACGUCCUUGUCGCCCGGAUCUGCGCUUGCAGUGAAAAAAGGCAAGUCUCGACGGAGUGUAUUCGACAACGGCCCUCAGAAUGGCAUUCCACAUACCACUGCGAAUGAAUCUACGUCCAUGCCACACUCGCCAUCGCCUCUUAGCCAAGUGCUACCCACCAAUCCGUCAACAGAGAAUAUGUGGCCACCUCAAUCGGACAGCACUGCCGAUUUGUACGGACACACCACUGGCAAUACUACAGAUACAUCUGCCCGAAGUGCCAACCACAGCAGCGCUGUGGAGCCUGAAAGUGGCGAAGGGAGCAAUGAGGGCUCGGCCUUCGAGGAUGAGGAAGACGGGUCGGAGUACGAAGACGAGGAUGACGACGACGACGAAUAUGUCCAGGGCCGUUCCAGUGGGCGAAGAAAAUCGACCACCGUCAGGAGAGCUGGCAAGAGCGGAGGGAAAAAUGUUAGUGCUGCGUGGGCGUUGGAGAAGGUCCAAGGUGGCUCCGGCAGUCCGAUCAUCGACACUUCUACCUGUGGCGUGAGUGAUGAGGCCAACCAGGCUACGAACAUGUAUAACCGUAACGGCAAGACUCGUCGCAAGAGAAUAAGCAAUAUUCCGUUGCCAAUUCCAGUUCCGAACCUGACGAAGAAGAGUCGCGGGCGGAAAGUGCCAUCUUUCCCGGCCGACCUUGCUUCAAGUUAUGGAUAUGAUGCCAGCGCCGAGUCCAGUCCGUCUGGAUAUGCCAGUAGAGAGGGCAUCAGCAAACGCGGUACGAGGGGUAGGAGGGCGCAGACGGUGGUUGGAGGACCCAGUCUAGAGGAACGACCAUUCGUCUGUGAAGUCUCUGAAUGUAACAAGCGUUUCGUGCGAGGCGAGCAUCUGAAGAGACAUGUGCGGAGUAUUCAUACGCUCGACAAACGUAAGUGGAUCGUCGUUCGUCCUCCUUGCGGACCUGACACUAAGAAAUUCAACCAUAGCUUUCAUAUGUCCGCAAAAAGGGUGCGGAAAGACGUUCAGCAGAAGAGACAACCUUGGGCAGCAUGCGCGGGUACAUGUUACAGGAUCAGGAUAGUAGACGUGUUUCUUUAA
Messenger RNA from Pleurotus ostreatus (oyster mushroom), 2694 nucleotides. Its product is annotated as zf-C2H2 Zinc finger, C2H2 type. The transcript is spliced from 4 exons. Lineage: Eukaryota; Fungi; Basidiomycota; Agaricomycetes; Agaricales; Pleurotaceae. The record is from RefSeq and is a predicted model, not a curated record. Bases 1 to 2694 code for a protein of 897 amino acids.